AUGGCUGUGCCAUCUGGAUGGGUGAAGAAAAGUUUUCUGUUUUGGUCAAAACUCCCGAAUGUGAAGAUUGAAGCCCUGCGUGUCAGCGGACAGGAGUAUAAUGGACCCACAAAAAAGAUUGCUGUUAUUGUUUACAAAACAUUCAAAGAACAUCACCUGGCGGAAGGAGCAGCUGAGGAGCUCUCGAAGCGGGAAAUAUCCGAUGUAGAUAGCAAGCGGAAGCGCCUCAAACCGACCAAAAAGCCGAAGCCAGUAACCUCAAAAGAUUACAACAUGAUGGUGCAAGGAUCGUCUCCGACACAUCCGGUAGAAUAUGAUUCUGAGCCCCUAUACGUAGAUCAGGAUGGUGUCAUGUAUUUUACGCCUUCAGUUGAGAACGCCAACAUGGCCAACCUUCAAAUAGCAGGAUCGAUGAGCUACGAACAGAUGAAGGCUGACUUGAAGGUGUUCAUCGAAGCGACUGUUGAGAAAGUGGUUGAAACAAGCUUUCAAAUCAACUUUGCCCGCUUUGCUGCCUUGUUGGAAAUUCAAAGAAAGGAUGAUUCCAAAAAACUGAAACCUGGUGAUUCGGUGGAGAGGCAUUCCCGUAUCAACACUGAAGACGAGCUAAUCAAGUGGAACAUAAAGCUAAACAACGAAGAGUUGUGUCGAAAAUAUUUGGAAUACUUUCCGAAGAUUAUCAUCGCCGAUGCCUACAACGACAAAGGAGGCAACGUUUGCUACACCGUAGUCGAUUGCCUGUUCACACGUGAAUUUUGGACAAAGAUGACAUGGACUGGAAUCAGCGGCAGCAAUAAAGCGAAAAGGGGUUUCCGUGAAUAUGGAAAUGUGACCCAACUUCUUUGCAGUAUUGUACAGAUUGGAGAUCCAUCGUAUACUGCAAAUAAACUGGAAAUGUUUUGUCGAAAUCGCUUAUUUCGCUAUUGCAAAUCCCGGUCCACCAAUCGUCAGCUUCGUAAGUCAGCAUGUAGACAACGACACGGCCACAAGUCUAACGCACCUACUCUCGACACAGCAAACGAGGAGAUUUCACAAAACUCGAAUGACACUGAUGUUUCCGAAAACGUCAAACAGGAUGCUGGUGAUAGUUCGGAUGGUGAAAGCGAAGAGGAUGAAGUAGAGUCAAACAGCGGAGGAAGUGAAACCGGAAGUAGCACUGAAGAUGAAUGA
This is a messenger RNA of Ochlerotatus camptorhynchus, 1170 nucleotides long. RefSeq lists its product as uncharacterized. The transcript is spliced from 4 exons. Bases 1 to 1170 code for a protein of 389 amino acids. Lineage: Eukaryota; Metazoa; Arthropoda; Insecta; Diptera; Culicidae. The record is from RefSeq and is a predicted model, not a curated record.